Messenger RNA from Lasiodiplodia theobromae, 528 nucleotides. RefSeq lists its product as uncharacterized. The coding region runs from base 1 to 528 and encodes 175 amino acids. The record is from RefSeq and is a predicted model, not a curated record. The transcript has a single exon. Lineage: Eukaryota; Fungi; Ascomycota; Dothideomycetes; Botryosphaeriales; Botryosphaeriaceae.
AUGCGCUUCACCACCAUCGCCUCCCUCCUAGCCGCCAGCCUAAGCGCCACCACCACCGCCUCACCAAUCCUGCAACAAACACAACAACAACAACACGAAGCCCGCGCCGGCGCCCCGGCCUACGUCCCCAUCACGCCUCCCUGCAGCGUCUCGUACCCUCUCCCGCAGACGAGCACGACGGCGGCCAACCAAACCUCGACUGACGGCUACCGCCCCUCCGCCGCCCUCACCGCCGCCCACCAGAUCUACGCCUGGGACCGGCCCGCGUCCGACGCCGCGUACAUCAACGCGACGACGCUGUGGACCAACUGCAUCGAGCAGUGCAACGGCCUGUCGGGCUGCAAAUCCGCCUUCCUCGCCUACGACGUGCCCGCCGAGUCGCACUACGGCGCUCCCGGCGGCGCCCUGGGUAUCGGCUGCCGCAUGUACGAUGUCGUUGUGGCGGCUGCGGAUUUCGAGAUCAUUACCAAUGGGUCGUACGUGAGGCCCGUGGCGGGCGUGAUUGGGGGUGAGGGGUGUGCGAAAUGA